AUGCAUUAUUCGCUAAUUCUACCACUUAUCACAACCCUGGCAGCCAUGAAAGCAGCGACAGCUACCAGCUAUGACUAUAUCAUCGUCGGUGGCGGCACGGCGGGCCUAACGGUCACCAACCGCCUGUCGGAAGAUCCAGCAGUCUCUGUCCUCGUCAUCGAACCUGGACAAAAUCGAGCUCAACAAUCCCAAUACUGGGCAUACCAGACUACCGAACAGAACUUCAGCAACCGCCGCCAGGUGAUGCGUGACGGAAGGGCGCUCGGAGGCACAAGUGUGAUGAAUGUACGGAGUACUUCUUCCUAUUCAGGUGCCGCUUACGCACGCGCGGAACGCGCUCAGAUCGACGCCCUUCAGGCUCUCGGAAACAAUAACUGGGCCUGGGAUAAUCUUUUCCCCUACUACCUCAAGAGCGAAAAAGUCCAACCUCCGAACAGCACGCAGAGUGCCGCCGGUGCGUCGAUUAUCCCGGAGUACCACGGGCAGAACGGGCCCGUGCAGGUCGGUUUUAUGGACCUUAUGCUUCAAGAUGAUCAAGGGGUUGAUCUCACGGCGGCUCUCAACCGCACACUUGCUUCCCUUGGGGUAUAUUGGAACCGGGACCUAAACACUGGGUCAAUGGGGGGAUUUGCGAUGCAUCCGUAUACUGUGGAUGCCCAAGGUGUGCGCAGUGAUGCAACAAGGGCCUAUUACACAGAUUUGAGGGCAGGGAGAAGCAAUCUUCAUGUUAUGCUGAACGCGUCUAUUUCAAAAAUUCGAUGGCAAGAGGCCGAGAACGAGCAAGGUUCUCUUGCUGCUGAGACUGUUGAAGUUAAGGACGGGUUUGGAAGUCGAGUGGUUCAAGCCAGGAGAGAGGUGAUUCUGGCCGCCGGCGCAAUGCGGUCCGCCGGGAUCUUGGAGCUCUCAGGAGUUGGAAAUCCACAGAUUCUUCAGAAGCAUGGCAUUCCGGUACAGAUCGAUCUUCCCAGCGUUGGGGAGAACCUGCAGGAUCAACUCAACACCUCCUUCGUUGUGUCCACCAGGUCACCAGUAACCGGCACACGAACCGUAGCCUUCGUAUCCGCCUCAGACCUUUUUGGCUCCUCUACUGACGGAGCCAUGACUAAGGAAGCUCUACAAUUGCUCUAUACAAGCCAGCAUGAUCUUAUUUUCAACAAAGGGAUCCCAAUUGGGGAGUUCGUGUUUAUUCUCGAUAACCCAAAUCAGAUCCAUGUCGGAUACUGGGGCCUUCUUCCGUUCUCCCGUGGGAAUGUCCACAUUUCCUCGUUGGAUGUGGCGGUUCUCCCAAGGUUGAGUCUGAAUUAUGGCAUGAUAGAUUGGGAUAUCCAGGUCCAAAUCGCGAUGUCCAAGUUUCUCCGCAUGGUCUUUCAAACCGGCGAGUUGAACGAGCUGAUCGAGGAGGAACUAGAACCUGGUUUCGCAAACAUUCCGGCCGAUGCGGACGAUGAAAUCUGGAAAGAUUGGAUUGCGGAGCAGUACACUCCAAGCUAUCAUGCUGUUGGGAGUACAUCGAUGCAACCGAGGGAGAUGGGUGGAGUACUAAACAGCCGGUUCAAAGUUUACGGUACUCGAAACGUCCGCGUCGUGGAUUCUUCCAUCCUGCCCGUCCAGCUCUGCGGGCAUCCCACAGCCAACAUCUACGCGAUCGCGGAGUGGGCUGCAGACAUGAUCAAGGAAGAUCGACUCUUUUCUGACAUGCGAAGAACCGGGCUUUAGAUACAAGACAUGAUUUGGAACCAUAGAUCUUGAGUGAAUCAGUCACCCUUCAGGGGUAGAAUCCGGGAGAUAAAGCACUGGGCUAAUCACUGUAUACUGAGUAUUGUGAAGAGCCGAAGAAUCAACACUUCUUCUAAUCUCCUAAAUCAGGCAAUCAAUCGAUGUGCAGGGUGAUCAAACAAAAGGAGAGAAAAGAGCUUCAUCUCGACGGUU
This is a messenger RNA of Aspergillus aculeatinus CBS 121060, 1929 nucleotides long. Its product is annotated as GMC family oxidoreductase. Gene Ontology annotation, molecular function: flavin adenine dinucleotide binding; oxidoreductase activity, acting on CH-OH group of donors. The transcript is spliced from 6 exons. The coding region runs from base 1 to 1716 and encodes 571 amino acids. The record is from RefSeq and is a predicted model, not a curated record. Lineage: Eukaryota; Fungi; Ascomycota; Eurotiomycetes; Eurotiales; Aspergillaceae.